Laetiporus sulphureus 93-53 is the source of this 395-nucleotide messenger RNA. RefSeq lists its product as uncharacterized. The record is from RefSeq and is a predicted model, not a curated record. The transcript has 2 exons. NCBI's taxonomy places the organism in Eukaryota, Fungi, Basidiomycota, Agaricomycetes, Polyporales, Laetiporaceae. The coding region runs from base 85 to 315 and encodes 76 amino acids.
GGCAGUAAUAGUAGUAUUAAGAUCUCGGCAUCAUACAUCUGGUUAUGCCUUGACUUUGCAAGCACCCUCAAGUAGUUGACUGCUAUGCGUGAGCGCACCAGGAUAUAUCGUACACAAAACAGCACGAGUGGCAUGUUCGCUUGCCCUCGCCUGCAGACCUUCUGUCCCCUCACUUCAAUGAGCUUCGUUCAUAAUGCUCCGACGAAGUGCGACUCCUCGGAGAGAGCCUUGCUCUGCGUUUUGGCACUCAAUGGACAGGGAAUAUCGCCCUGCAGCUAUGUAUCUUAUGAGCUGCUUGAUACGAAAAGGCAGUGACAGACGGCGUCCUCACUAUUUGAGCAGACAAAGCAUGUUCACCCCUCAGUAGGCAAGUUGUCUCGUUGCGGUCGAGCUGC